Molecule: messenger RNA, 2844 nt
Organism: Carassius gibelio (silver crucian carp)
Lineage: Eukaryota; Metazoa; Chordata; Actinopteri; Cypriniformes; Cyprinidae
Product: transcription elongation factor A protein 3
Exons: 23
Coding region: 158-2275 (705 amino acids)
Biological process (GO): transcription elongation by RNA polymerase II; DNA-templated transcription
Cellular component (GO): nucleus
Molecular function (GO): nucleic acid binding; zinc ion binding
Source: RefSeq, a predicted model, not a curated record
UCCCGAAGGCCCCGCCCCCUCGGGCUCAACUGACGUGCAGGAGUAACUUAUGCGUGUGACCAAAACUUAGUACAUUUAACGCUGGAUUAAGAUUUAUGUGCCAAAACGUAUUAUAAACACAUCACGUUUUCACUUAAAGCACAUUAAUGCGCACACAAUGACGCGAGAGGAGGACCUGUUGCGGAUUGCUAAAAAACUAGACAAGAUGGUGUCUAGAAAUAACAUGGACGGAGCUCUAGAUCUUCUGAGAGAAUUGAAAGAUUUCAACAUGACACUGAAGCUGCUUCAGGAUACAAGAAUUGGCAUGUCUGUCAACGGAAUAAGAAAGCAUUGCACAGACGAGGAUGUUGGGAACUUGGCAAAGAUGCUAAUCAAAAACUGGAAGAAGCUUUUGGAAUCAGCUCAAAACCAGAAGUCUGAGAGGUUGAAUGAAGUGAAGAAUGGCAAACAUCCAAGCAAGACAUCAGGGUCACCCAGCAGGACCUCACCUGAGAGAGAGUCCAGUCCACGAAGAUCAACAGUGGAAACAAAACCAGACAUAAACUCUAACAAGAAACUUGAUGAAAAACACAGAAGACAAAAACCUGAUGCAGAGUUCAGGAUUGAGAAAAGAGAAAGUGAGCAGAAAAAAGAGAAACAAACUAUUGACAAUAAAAAGGAGCGAGAGAGGAAAGAUGAAAUGAACAGUGAUCAACUUCCUUCCCCAAUGACGCAUUCAUCUCCACCCCCCAAGUGUUCACCGGCUGGGGAAGUGAAGAGGGAGAGGAAAGAUGCUCCUGUUGAUUUUUUCCCUCCUGUUUCAGUCAAUUCCCACCCUCCUCUAAGACGCCCAUCGAUAGAUGCAAAGAAAGAGAGAAAAGACACUCAGGGUUCUUUAAAGUCUCCUCCUCUUCAGGCUCAUCCUCAUAAACGUCUCUUCAUAGAUGGAAAGAAAGAAAGGAGAGAUGCACCUUAUCCUCUUUUUCCUCUUCAUCAUCACCCUCAUCCUCCACUUCCUCCUCCUCCUAUUCCUAUCCCUAAGUUUACAUCAGACAUGAAGAAAGAAAGGAAAGUUCCUUCUGAAACUUUACCACCUCCUCCUCCUCCUCCUCCUCCUCCUCUUCCUUCUUCUCCUCCUCCCAAACGUCUAUCAAAAGAAGAGCCCAAAGAAAGGGCAAAAAAAGCACCUGAUCCGAACGCCCCUCUUCCUCCUAUACCUUUUCAUCUACAUCCUCCUCAGAAACGUGAAAUGAAGAAAGACAGAAAAGAAACAGCUGAACCCGGUGCUCCUCUCCAUCUCCCUCCUGCUCCUCUCCAUCUCCAGCCUCCUACACCUACAAAACGUCCCUCAUUAGACACAAAGAAAGACAAAGAGAGAGAAAGGAAAGACACAUCAGACCCAAAGCGACAGGCCUCUGAACACAAUGAGAAAGAUAGAAAAGACACAAGAGACAGUAAACCCCUCAAAAGGGCAUCAAUGAAGAUCAAGAUUGAGAGAAAAGACUCCACAGAGUCCAAAAAGCUCGAUUCUAGAAAGCUCAGCCUGGAUGGACGGAGAGACAGUAAGGACUCUACUGAUUCCAAGUCAAGCCAUCACAUUUUGAAACGACAAUCAAGUGAACUUAAAUUGGAGAGGAGAGACUCUACUAGCUCAAGGUCUGGCAGCUCACCUCAGGGCAAGAAAUCUAGUGAAAGCAAGAGUAAGCCAGAAACCCCGAGGACGCCCACAACACCCACAAGCCCCCUUUCCCCGUCGUUGAGCUCUGGUCUGGGUCCUUUAUCUCCUCACCUGCAAACUGGAGAAUCCAUCAGGGACAAAUGCAUUGAAAUGCUGGCCGCUGCUCUACGUACAGACGAUGACUACAAAGACUAUGGGACAAACUGUGAGGCCAUGGCAGCAGAAAUUGAGGAUCAUAUCUACCAGGAGAUAAAAGCCUUAGACAUGAAAUACAAGAACAGAGUUCGCAGCCGCAUAAGUAAUCUCAAAGAUCCCAAAAAUCCCAAUCUGCGUAAAAAUGUCUUAGCUGGGGCCAUCGAGUUGAGACGCAUUGCCACCAUGACUGCUGAGGAGAUGGCUAGUGAUGAGCUGAAACAGUUGAGGAACGUGUUGACCCAGGAGGCCAUCCGAGAACAUCAAAUGGCAAAGACUGGAGGAACCACCACUGACCUGCUGCAGUGUGGCAAGUGCAGGAAGAAAAACUGCACCUACAACCAGGUGCAAACCCGCAGUGCCGAUGAACCAAUGACCACCUUUGUGUUGUGCAAUGAAUGUGGUAAUCGCUGGAAGUUCUGCUAACCUGAAGCAAGGACUCCAAGAACAAUGACCAUGUAGGAUUCUUCCUCUUUUUUAUUUUUUAUUUGGAAGAUAAAGUAAUAUAAUAUUCUAUUCCACCAGCAAAUGGCCCUAAAUUCAUAAUAUGUAAAUUAAAUCUUCUUAAAACUUUCACAGAGGAUCACAGCAUUGCAAAGAAUGUGUUCUGUUUAUUCAUAAUUGAAGUGAAAAUUCAUUACCUAGGAAAUGUAAAUCUGUUUAAAUUGUACGCUUUUAUACUGUUUUUGAAAUGGCAGAAUUCAUUUUUUAUGUGAUUAAUCCGUUUAUUAUACAGAAUCUUAUCGAAACUAGAUAUUCAACCGCAAAGACUCAAAUUUGAAUUUGAAAAUUGAACAUGUCAUUCAUAAAGAGAAUCCUGAUCUAUCUCAUAUGUAGCAGCUAUAAAUUACAACACAAAUAUUUCUAUAUUUUUUAAUAAUGUUGAUAAAGUAAAUUAAGAUAAAAUAAAAUAUUGUAGCAAAAAAAAAACUUGUUUUACUUCAAAUAAUAAAUGUAAUAUUGCUUUGAAUAAAUUGUUAUUGAUUUCUUUUGAA